AUGGGCGGCAGAGCGAGCCUCCUUGCAACUCUCACUGACAACUCCGUCGUCGCUUCAUACGGGCAAUCUCCCCAUGCUCGCAGAUCCACACCUUGGCGCGCAUCAAGCGGUGAUAAUGUGAUUGGAUGGAUGGACCGCUGCAAACGCAAUCGUCAUGGACGUCUGACCUCGUCAGCUUUUGCUGUUCAAGAUGCCAAGUCAUCCAUCUACCCUCACCUUAACGCCGAGGUCCUCCAUAUCCGCAUCAUCAAGCAGCGGGCAAGGCCACGACCACGGGAACCAAGCAAACUGGAGCAUGCUCUUCAGGCGGCCAGCUUCAAUGUCUCGCGGGCCCUCGCCAACGCCCACUCCUGCGGUCAAGACUGCCAGCGGCGCCUCAACAGGACCGUCGUGGCAGACAGAUCCGUGGUCCGCCUCGACUACCCCUUGUGCGAAACAGCCAUCAACUUCGCCUCGUCUCUGCGGCCGGGGGGGAUCCUCAAGCUCCAGCCCCUCGACUCCCAGAACCUCACGAUAAACGGCGGCGCGACCGAAUUCCGCUUCCAGUACACGUCCCUUGACUACGACGGCUCCGUCGUCACCGCCGUGCCGUCCAACGGCCCUGCGCUGUACGACCACUCCCCGUGGCAGCCCGUCCUGAAAAGGGCUACGCCGUCGUCGCCACCGACCAGGCCGGCCUGGGAAACAACUACACGAGCCACAAGUAUAUCACGCGCCGUGCCGUCGUACAGAGAGUCCACGUCGUCGCCAGUCCUGCGGGACAGGACGCAGCUGGCUGUCGAGGCGCAGCUGUGUCUGGAAUCAGUGAUUGGCAUCAGUCUAGACCCUGAAGCCAGCCAGCUCGUCUCGGUGGGAGGCGCCGAGAGGGAUAUUCCCACGCUGCUGGAGUGGGAGAAGAUGGUGGCUUCGACACAGGAGAUUCGAGCGUGGAAUACUUCCCGUCGUGACGGUAUCGAGCUGUACCUGAGGUUGUAUCCUACCCAUGGACAUCGGCCGAGCUUCACGGCUGGGGCAGCCGAGUGGAUGGCCUGGAUGGAUCAUCAGUUUGACAAGGGGAACGAAGAGCCCAAGAACAAGUGUACCAAGAUUGCCAGGAUGCCGGUCAACUUGGACUGUGUCACGGCUCCGAUUGAUGUAGGCUUGAAGCCGUUUCUCGACUAG
This is a messenger RNA of Metarhizium album ARSEF 1941, 1161 nucleotides long. RefSeq lists its product as uncharacterized. The transcript has 5 exons. Bases 1 to 1161 code for a protein of 386 amino acids. NCBI's taxonomy places the organism in Eukaryota, Fungi, Ascomycota, Sordariomycetes, Hypocreales, Clavicipitaceae. The record is from RefSeq and is a predicted model, not a curated record.